GUAGGGGUCUGUGGGUGUGGAAUUACUUUAGAUUUUUGAACAAGAUCAGCCUUUGUAUGCUCUAUGCACUAUUUUGCAUUUUUCAGUUGGUUUCUAAUCUGGGUGUACUAAUUUAUCUGACAGUGGUCGGUCCAAAUGGCAUUGGAAAAUCGACCAUACUUAAAUUGAUUGCGGGUGAGCUUCAACCUACCUCGGGGACUGUUUUCCGUUCAGCUAAGGUUCGGAUUGCCGUCUUCAGUCAGCAUCACGUUGAUGGUCUAGACCUUUCAUCAAAUCCUCUUCUCUACAUGAUGCGCUGCUUCCCUGGCGUGCCAGAACAGAAGCUGCGAGCACACUUGGGUUCUUUUGGUAUAACUGGAAAUCUUGCUCUUCAGCCAAUGUAUACUUUGUCCGGUGGUCAGAAAAGCAGAGUUGCGUUUUCCAAGAUUACUUUCAAAAAACCUCAUAUCUUACUACUAGAUGAGCCGUCUAACCAUCUUGAUCUGGAUGCUGUUGAAGCUUUAAUUCAAGGCCUUGUUCUAUUCCAAGGUGGCGUUCUGAUGGUGAGCCAUGAUGAGCACCUAAUUUCUGGAAGCGUCGAGCAGCUUUGGGUUGUAUCUGAAGGCAGGGUCUCACCUUUCGGCGGGACAUUCCAGGAUUACAAGAAAAUUCUACAAUCAUCAUAGUUAGGUUGUGGCUAGAAAGUUUUUGACAGAGUGAAAGUGAUGUGAUCCGUUUGCUGAAUGUAGAACCUCUGGACAACACACACAGGAAGGGAGAGAGAGUCGUUAUUAUAUCUGUCAACACACUCAAGGGCUACUAAAAGGAGUAAGAUCUAUUUAAACGAGGAAGUGAUCUCGUGAAUUUGCCACAGCUCCUCUCAUCAAUUUUGGGAAAAUCAUGGCACAGAAUUAUUAAGUGCCUUCAUUUAUUGAUUACAUAAUACCUCAGUAACCGAUGCUUUAUGCUGAAAGCAUGAUAUUACAUUGUUGGUCAUGUGACACAGAUUUGUGUUCUUUAAAGCUUUCUUUAUGCUCUUGUUGAUCGCACUGCUGCUCCAUAUAAUGAAUGAUGCAUUAGUGUUUUCGUCA
Coffea arabica (coffee) is the source of this 1070-nucleotide messenger RNA. The record is from RefSeq and is a predicted model, not a curated record. Lineage: Eukaryota; Viridiplantae; Streptophyta; Magnoliopsida; Gentianales; Rubiaceae.